AUGGUCUCCACUUGUUCACCUGAUGACACAUUGUCCAAUGGGCCUAAAAGAGUGAUCUUAGAUCUAGACGGAGGUGGUGAUGAUGCUUGGGCUUUAGUAAUGCUGUUGAUGAAUGAAGCGAAGUACAACAUCUGUGUACAGGCGGUAACUUGUGCGAAUGGCAAUGCCGCUGUGUCCGAUGUAGCGGUUAACGUGUUAAGAAUACUGGAUAGUUUAAACCGUACGGACAUCCCAGUGUACCUAGGAGCCAGCGAGCCUCUUAUUACACCCGAGUCGAGUCGGAACAUUUCACACUACUUCUGGGGUAUGAAUGGUUUCGGCGACGUUGAGUUUGAUUCCACGCCUACAACGAGUACGCUACCAAUGGUGCACGCUGUUGAGAAGAUGAACGAGCUAUUUCAGGAGUAUCCAGGACAAAUCACACUGCUAGCUGUUGGUCCUCUAACGAACGUUGCGCUUCUGUACAAGAUGUAUCCGCAAACAAGGGAAAAAAUAGGUGCUAUAUACAUCCUGGGAGGAAAUAGACACGGUGUUGGCAAUACGGCAUUAGCAGCGGAAUUCAACUUUUUCCGUGACCCAGAGGCGGCACACAUUGUGCUUAACAGCUCGCCGAUGAUCGUGCAUGUGUUUCCCUGGGAAACGGUUCUUUCUCAGACAUUCACCACCAGGUGGCGUUUCAAAGAGUUCGAAGAGACGACUAACCCAGCUAUUGAAGUCCUGAAUCGCGUUGAACAUGAAGUGUACGCAGAAGAGGAAAUAUGGACUCCGUGCGACAUGUAUGUGGCAGCGAUUUUCUUGAAUGACAGCAUCCUGGAGUCCAUUCAGAGCUAUCACGCGGUAGUAGAACUAAAUGGUGCCGUUACUCGGGGCAUGAUGGCGAUUUUGCACCACGUCAAGGAUGUUAAACAGCAUAAUGUGGUGGUCAUCGACAAGAUAGAUGCAGAUGAGAUCCAACGAAUGUUGGUAUCUCUAAACGAUAUGUGA
Messenger RNA from Anopheles nili, 984 nucleotides. Its product is annotated as pyrimidine-specific ribonucleoside hydrolase RihA-like. Bases 1 to 984 code for a protein of 327 amino acids. Lineage: Eukaryota; Metazoa; Arthropoda; Insecta; Diptera; Culicidae. The record is from RefSeq and is a predicted model, not a curated record. The transcript has 2 exons. Gene Ontology annotation, molecular function: hydrolase activity, hydrolyzing N-glycosyl compounds.